AUGAAUGCUCCAUUGGAGUCUACUUUGUGGGAUAUACUUGGCGUGAUUGAACCUCAGCGGGAUGAUUGGCUGAUUCGGCAAAGAAUCAUUCAAGAACUACAAUAUGUAGUAAGAACUAUUCCAAAUCUUAGAGGUGCGACUGUGGAGCCAUUUGGAUCAUUUGUGUCCAAUCUAUUCACUCCAUGGGGCGACUUGGAUAUUACUGUUAUGCUAGAUUAUGGUUCUUACAUUUCAGUUGCUGGGAAGAAGAGGAAGUUGUCUUUACUUGGGGAUGUCUUAAGAGCUCUGAAGGAGAAAGGUGGGUGGUGGAGGUUGCGAUUUAUCCCAAAUGCAAAAGUUCCCAUUUUAAAAUUUCAGAAAGGAUGCCCUGCCAUUUCUGGUGAUAUUUCAAUUGACAACCUUGGGGGCCAGAUGAAGUCCAAAUGCUUGUUCUGGCUCAACCAAAUAGAUGGACGGUUGCGUCCAUUGGUGUUACUGGUUAAGGAAUGGGCCAAAACCCAUAACAUCAACAAUCCGAAGGGCGGGACACUUAAUGGUGUGUGGGAAACUGCUGAACAAAGUAUCUCCGACCUUUUUCAUGCCAACAUAAGAAAAUAUAUAGCAGGCAGAUCUAGAACCAUGAACAGAAGUUCUUUGUCUGAGCUUUUUGUUUCCUUUCUAGCAAAGUUAUCAACCAUAAGUCUGAAGGCCCGAGACUUUGGAAUUUGCCCGUUUACUGGGCAGUGGGAAGAGAUAAACAACAACACAAGAUGGUUUCCCAGGACUUUUGCGCUCUAUGUAGAGGAUCCGUUUGAGCAGCCAGCGAAUAGUGCAAGGGCUGUUAGUGUUAGAAACCUAGACAGAAUACAGGACGUGAUUCAGAGAACCCAACUUGCCAUUUUGUCCCCAAAUUUGAGUUGGAUCGAUAUUCAUCCGUUGCUGGUGAAGCCAGUGCUGAGUCGAGUAAUCCUGUUUAGAAAGCAGAACCAGAAUAGUGGUGGGCAAAUGAUGCAACUCCAACAGCAGCAGCAGCCACAGACAAGGAUGCAUGUGCAUUCUCCUGCACCUGUUAUAGCAGCUCGGGUUCAGAAUGUAAGGCCAGAGAAUCAAUUGAGAGGCUGGAGAGAUGGGACUUGUCACAUUCAUGAGUUAUCAUCAAAGCCCAAGCAAGAGACGGCUUCCAAUAAUGCUGUAUCGAAAGAGAAUAAUGCAAAAAAGUGGAGGAAGCGAGGGAUUCAGCAGCAGCAAAGGGGGGAUGUUUUUAAUAGUAAGCAGCAGUUGUGGAGGCCAAAGUCACAACAAAGUUAA
Messenger RNA from Linum trigynum, 1287 nucleotides. The record is from the annotation of a GenBank genome assembly. Lineage: Eukaryota; Viridiplantae; Streptophyta; Magnoliopsida; Malpighiales; Linaceae.